AUGGAUGACGACGACGGUACCGUUUUGUAUAGUGAUAUCAAGAAAAGUGGAUUUCAAAUAACCAAUUAUAUUUUGGAUUUAUUACAUGAAAAACUGGAAACUCUUAAGAUGGACUUCAAUUUGAUUGAUGAUUGGAAAGGAUUUCUAGCUGAACGAUGUCUCAAAUCAGUUCCCAGAAUAGAAAUUCUUUCUAAAACUGUCUCUUCUGAAAAACUGUCCUCCUUAUUCAACAAUAUUGAAAAUCAACUUCGCCAUGUUCAUAUUCACUCAAAAGUUGAAGGACCAGUGUCUACAAGUCUGAACAUUUUUCGAUCUGAUGUAUUAAUCUUUUACGAGACUAGUUGGAUUACAAGAGAACACUUACUUGGCUUCAAUGGAAAAUACUUGUGUUUCAUCAAUCCUACUUUCGGUGUUGAAGAAAUAAUAGAAUUCAUAAAACACUGGAAAAACGGGAAUAAUACAACAUUCGUAGCACUCUUGACGGUAGAGGUACCUCAAGAAUUUAUGGACAGAGGUCGUUUUAUUUCCGAGUUUGAUGCGAAGCCAUGGGAUCCUACGAAAAGAGAAAAAUGUUUCAUUUAUGAGAAAGAAAUCACUGAUAAACAAAACGUUGUUGCCGACUUAUCGAAAGGAUUAGAUUUCGAGAGAGAUGAUGGAUUACUAGCAACUAUUAAAAUCAGACCAAGUCGCAACGUACGUCAUCAUCGAUUUCAGUUUUUUGUAUGGCACAAGCGAUUCACUACUUCUGAAUGA
Caenorhabditis remanei is the source of this 753-nucleotide messenger RNA. RefSeq lists its product as uncharacterized. The transcript is spliced from 2 exons. NCBI's taxonomy places the organism in Eukaryota, Metazoa, Nematoda, Chromadorea, Rhabditida, Rhabditidae. Bases 1 to 753 code for a protein of 250 amino acids. The record is from RefSeq and is a predicted model, not a curated record. Gene Ontology annotation, biological process: embryo development.